UGAAUUUGACCAUACACAGUAAAAUAUGCAGAGUUUUGGACUCAUAUAUCCACUGUAUUCGUAGUGCGAAUCGUAGUCUUUCAAUUUACCAAAUAUCACACUGUAAAGCUAGAAACAAAGACAGGAAAAAUGUUCACGUCACACGGCUUUAUCUAACGUGGGUGGCAUAUGCGAUGGACCCUCUCUGGCCAAUGGAUACUGCCUGGCCAAUUUGAUACUGUUUUUGCCACCCUAGUAUCUGCUUGGAGAUUAUUGUCGUCAUACUUACCUACCCAUCAGGCAUCGUAAACCUUAUAAACGUCACAAUACGUCACUACGGUCUCUUUUCGACCCUUAUUUCUGACGUCAUAAUCCUAUUUACAGCUGUGAAAGUUUGAGAUGAGUUUGAGUGGCCAGGCACGUUCUGCGUCCCUCAACCUUGUCAGGUAUUUCACAGUCGCGAAAGUCGACGUCAUUUGAUGACACGAUGUUCAGUUUUCUCUUGAUCAACGCUGUCUUCCUGCUACAGGUUGUAGCCAGACUCUUCGGCGUUCUGAAGAGAGCCGUGAACGUGCGAUUCGUUCGCAGUGAGAAGUGUGCAAGUGCAGUGCCGCCCCCACCCGUGGUGAGGGAGCCUAGCGGCCCUGCACAAGAGUCUGGCACAUCGGUGAGGAAGAAAACAAGGCCCAACGAUGAGUCGUGCGCAACUUCAGUAAAGAAGAAAUCCCGGCGAAGUGACCUGAACGGGCCUACCGACAAUGCGAACCCGCCGAAGAUCAAGGCUGCAGAGCCCGACAAACCCAGCCCCUCUGUACGGGCUCCCGGUACAGCCAAGGGCAAACCGAAGGCGACAUUCGGCGGAAUGAAGGCCGGGUUCUUGCUACAGUCUCCAAAGAAGAAGCCUCAGCCCAAGAAAGAGUCAGCAGCAAAGGCAGACAGCUCCAAGGCCGUGAAGGCUCCGCCUGAACAAAGUCUGAAGAACACAGCAUCUGCGGGUCAGAAGGAUCCCGCCGCCGAGGCCGGUCACCCGAAAGUGAGCCCCUCUCAGAAGAAGGAAGAUCCCCAAACCCCCUUGGCCAGUGCCGGAGAGAAUUCGGGCCAGAAGCAGGCUCAGUCUCCGCGCCCCACUACUGAGUCCGGACAGACUCCCCACCAGUCAUCCUCGUCAGAGGUGAAGCAUGCUUUUUCUAUUACUCAUGAAACUCGAUAA
Branchiostoma belcheri (Belcher's lancelet) is the source of this 1189-nucleotide messenger RNA. Its product is annotated as translation initiation factor IF-2-like. The record is from RefSeq and is a predicted model, not a curated record. NCBI's taxonomy places the organism in Eukaryota, Metazoa, Chordata, Leptocardii, Amphioxiformes, Branchiostomatidae. The transcript is spliced from 2 exons. Bases 467 to 1189 code for a protein of 240 amino acids.